Messenger RNA from Aedes albopictus (Asian tiger mosquito), 1680 nucleotides. RefSeq names its product alanyl-tRNA editing protein Aarsd1. Gene Ontology annotation, biological process: alanyl-tRNA aminoacylation; regulation of translational fidelity. Gene Ontology annotation, molecular function: alanine-tRNA ligase activity; nucleic acid binding; Ser-tRNA(Ala) deacylase activity. The transcript has a single exon. The record is from RefSeq and is a predicted model, not a curated record. NCBI's taxonomy places the organism in Eukaryota, Metazoa, Arthropoda, Insecta, Diptera, Culicidae. Bases 118 to 1332 code for a protein of 404 amino acids.
UUUGCAUCAUGAUGCAUCAUAGGUGAUGCACCGGUGUGCAAAUUUGUUGCAGUGCAAAUUCUGACGAAAUUCCAUCAGCAAAUUUGCGAUCCAUUUCCACGGGAAGUCGAGGUAAAAAUGGUGUUCAAGUGCCAGGAGGACAGUUUUCUGAAGGAAUACACCUCUAAGGUGACAGUCUGUGAAAAGGUCGCCGGUGGAGGUGUCCAUGUUACGUUUGAGGACACGGUGCUCUUUCCUGAAGGAGGCGGUCAACCUUCGGACCACGGUUGGCUGAAUGGAUUGGAAGUCAAAACGGUUACACGGAAAGGAGCAAUCGCGGUACAUGUUUUGGAUGGAGAGGAAGUGCCAUUUCAAGCCGGUGAGGAAGUUCGUCAGAAAGUGAACUGGGAACGCCGGUUCGAUCACAUGCAGCAGCACUCCGGCCAGCAUCUGAUAACGGCGAUUUUUGACAGGGAGUUUGGAUACAACACGAAGUCCUGGUGGUUGGGAACGGACGAUUCGUACGUGGAUUUGGACGCAAAGGAUGUCACCAAGGAGCAGCUGGAAAAAGUGGAAAGUAUUUGCAAUCAGCUAAUUGUGGACUGUACCGCUGUGAAUGUUAAAGUUUAUCAACCGGAUGAUCCGGCUUUAAAGUCGGACGUCACUCGUACCCGUGGACUACCGGAGGACGUAAGCGGACCUCUCCGAGUUGUAACGAUCGAUGGAAUCGAAAGCAACAUGUGCUGCGGAACGCAUGUGAAAAACUUGGCCCAGCUUCAAGCGAUAAAAUUUUUAAACGUUGAAAAGAGCAAGAACAAGUGCCUGGUUCACUUCCUGGUUGGUAAUCGGGUUCUGAAGAAGCUCAGCGAAUGCUAUGAUCGAGAAGUUCAAUUCAAUAACCUGUUGAACGGAGGACCACAAUCGCAUGUGGAUCUGAUCAAGAAAGUUCAGGCCUCCGUCAAAAACUUCCAAAAAGUUUGCAAAAAAUUCACCUCCGAACUCGCUUUGGUGGAGGCAGCAAAGGUAAACGCUCUGACCCCAAAGCCUCGGUUCUACAGCCUUCACCGUCUGGACGGAAUGGAUUCGGACUUCAUCGGGGCCUUCUUGAGAAAUGUCAGCAUGCCCGAGUGCUUCUUCUUUCUGACCAAUGGCGACGAGACUCGCAAAGGUCAGAUGAUUCUCCAGGGAAAGGCCGACGACAUUGCCAAGAUCGGAGACGCGAUUUGCAAGGCACUAGAUGGGAAAGGCAGCGGCAAGGGUACAAGGUACAAUGCCAAAGUAAACAACUUGAAAGCUAUCCCGGAAUGCGAACGAAUCAUUGCGGAACACUUUGGCCCUACUGAGGAGGAAUAAGGAUAAGAGAACUAGUCAGCCGAAAAGGGAUUGAUUUGAAGACCAAUUAUUUUAGCAAUGCGAAAAAACUAGACAGAAAAUUAUGAAUGUAGAAAGAGAUGUUACAUCUUGUCAUAAAUCGUAAGGUCGAUAACCGGGCAGAUCCUUGUAGAAAACAACUAGACUGAGAUUAUUGUAAGUAGUCGCUGGCCUUUAUAAUUGGAAAAACGUCGAAUGAGCAAGGGAAAACUUAGGCUUAUGAUUGGUCUAUAAAUAACUGUUAAACAGAACAACUGUAUUUCAUCUCAAGUCUAAUCGUUUUUGAAUUCAAUAAAGCUUUACUAGCGCAUAGCUGUGUGCAAUUUUCAA